AGCUCCAGAAGACGAAGAGGGAUAUCAGAUGGCUUCAAGGAGUGACCGGUGAAUGGUUUGAAGAAAUUCAAAGGAAAAAGUUUUGCAAUGAAACAGAUGUUAGCCAAAUGUUAAAACAACCCCUCACAUACCGGCUAAGGAAGGGGAUGGCAGAAAAUGAUCCUAUGGAAUUGCAAACAUCGAGGUCUACAAAUAUACCAACUCCAAGAAGCCCAACGUCCGUUCCUUCCCGGCUGAGCUUCAGGUCAUCAUUCGCGUCCCUGUUCUCAUUCCGAAAGCCCAGGAAGGAGACUUUAAAGCUCCAGUCGCUGGGGCAGAAAGGGUAUGACGGCCACGCAGGACCUCCUGUGCCUGUGAGGGGAACCGGCGUGCAGGUAAAACUGUACAGAUCACCUCUGGAAAAUCAACCAGUUGGCGGUGCAUUCGUCCCCAGGCCAGCCGGCAUGAGGGAGGGAAGCGCUGUGCCUCCGUGGGAUGUUUCCCUGCUGGACAGUGAGUUUUUCCGAGUUUUAGAUGACUUGGAUAGCACUCUGGCUCAGGAACAGUCUUCAAGCACCGUGAAUGCAAGAACACCUCUCAACUAUGCAUCAAGAACACAGCUCAGUCCUUUUUACAGACAUGGUAAUACCACAGGAAGGCACAAAAAUCGCUCCAGUGAAACUUCUAAUAUGUCUAUCUAUGACAUCCUAAGACCAGGAGCUCCUAGAGAAGCUUUUAGAACCUUUACUCCUAGAACGAGGACUAUUUAUGAUAUGUACAGGACAAGGGAGCCCAGAGUCUUAAAAGAAGGUUAUGCCCAAAAGAACACUUUUGGUAGUGCUUCUCUGUGUUUUGACAGCAGGCAACGAUUAGCCUCACCUGCUACAGGGUGUUUCACUGCAAGAAGCAUACAUUUUCCAGCCACAAGUCAGAGUAAGAGUGGGUUUAUACCACCAAGCCACCAGCAGAGCCCAAAGAGAACUCCUUUAUCAUCCAUCAUAUGGAAUAGAUCAGAUUCUUCUAGAGAAAGGCCGAACCAGGAAGAGUUCCUGAGGACACCAUCACCCAUGGAAACUGACCCUGCUGACCAGAAUACGUAUCCCAGGUGUUUUCAGGAGAAUAGGAGAUAUGAAUUUUAUCAUUCACAGAGUAUUUACCAAAAUGUAAGUUUAAAUUCCCCCAUGGAUAGCGCAGUGAAUCCUGACCCACUUGAGAACUCAGAGAACAUGCCAUUCUACCACCAAGACAACCCAUUUGCUAGGUCUUUCUUUAGCAAUACCUUUGGACGAAGCAGGGAACAGAGAUUUGGACAAAGUCCUUUUGGGGGCCAACAGGAAGGACAUUCUUCUUGGUUGGGCUUUCAUCAAAGCAGGAAACCAUUCACUUCCUCUGACAGAGACUUUGAGAUGACUCCUGCUGAAGCAAAUAGUACAUCCGCUGGUCCUGGCCAUGGUGUUUCUUCUCAACACUGUGGACCGUCUUCGCCUCGUUACAGAACAAAUAUUUCCAGAGACCAAGAAAAGCCACCUCCCUGGCAGUGUGAUCCUCAGACAUCCACACUGGAGAACAUGGAGGUGUCACAAGGCCAUGGGAACCAGAUGACUCAUUUUAGCACACCAGAUAUUGGCUCCAUGGCUGGUCCAAACUAUCACAUCAAAUCCGGUGGGUUAGAACGUCAGCAGGACAGUUCUCCUCUAGAAGUGCGUUUGCACAAAGAACCUUACUCAUUUGGAACUGCUCAGACUCCAGCUUCCUCAUUCAGAAGUCCCUUCCCUCAGAUUCCUGAUGACAAUGGGAAUCGUCAGGGUCCCAGCUCUCAGAGUCCCCCAGUCCCUUGGCAGAAAAUUAAGCCUGCCUCUCUUCCAGUAAGAAGCUACCCGGACGUCACCGUGACCAACAGCGAUCCAGUUGCUUCUCCACCUCUUACUCAAAGCCAACCCAUUAUCUUGGUCACAAAAGUGAGUGACGAGCGAGACUUGAAUGGAUCUAUUUUGGAAAAAGACAAACAACUAAACAAGAUGGACCAGACAAACACGACAAGUGAAACGCCCCAACCUAUUUCAGAGACAGUAACCUCUAAUCCUUUAGCUGAUUUUCAAAGUCCCCUCCCCCAAGACUCAGCCAAGACCAACAGAUCUGUUUUUAAUGCAUCUACCACAAUAAGUUCCAAAAAGUCACCCAGAGUCCUUUCCAGGAAAGAGAUCUCCAAAAUUCAUCUAUCACCAAGAGAUAAGGCCAGUGAACCAAGAAAAGAUAAGAGUUACACUGAAAACGGAAAACUUGGCCCAGCAACUUCCUUUCCUCUCAUUCACGAGGGCAGAACACCAUCACCGUUCCCCAGCCCGAGCGAAGGCUGUCACCAGGAAUUUACAGUAAGCAAUGAAGCUAUUUCAAGCACUACUGAAAAUAGCCACUGGAGCGAUGACCCUACUGGUAACCAAAACGCACAGUCUCCAGAAAAGCCUGUUUUACAUACCAGGGAAGAAGAGUGUCCCAAAACUCAUUCCACCAACAGGAGCAAACCGGCCGCUGGCCACAGCAUCCCAUGGGACUCUUCAGGUCUGCCAGCCGGGACCGUACCAGGGCCUUCACCGGCGAAUACGUUUUUCCUUGGUGCUCUGGUGGUUCCUCCUACUACGGUGUUCUCCAGGAAAAGUCUUAGGGGCAAAGAUCCAUCUCUGGGAGAAAAAGAAGAAAAAGACAGCGAUAGCAGGCGUGAAAGUAAUCGGUCUGCCUUGAGCCCCUCAGAAAAUGAAAGCAGUGAUGCCAGUUGUGUGCUUGUACCUCAUGAAGCGGUUGAUGGCAAACGCCACUCACAUCCUGCUUUCAGGGCUGGAAAGGGGAAGGGAAAAGUAAGACGGCGUAUCUCCUACCUUGAAAAGCUGAGCAGAACAGACGGCAAAUCGACGCCCGCAAGUGGCAGCAGUGACGCUGCUCAGCUGACCCGGAGCCACCCCAAGGCUCCCGAGCUUCACACGACGCCUGGUGGCUUACCAAGAGAAGCAGCCAGUCUUCUCCUUGACAGCAGGACGUCAGAAAGUAAGGCGCCGGCUCCUCCAUUUAGGAAGGAGCCUCUUCCACUCCACACUGAGAGUCAUGGGGAAGGCCCAAGAGGGAAGGGCCCGUCCAACAGGCUCAGCCCCGCCUCUGAGUCGGGAAGCAGCUGUUCCAGAGUCGCUUCACACUCAGCCUCAGUAACACCUAAAGCCACCCUGAGGGUGACAGACAUGACAAACGCUAGAUCGGCGUUCAUCAGAAAAGGGCCCCUUCCGUUCCUCGUCAAGAGGGCUGUGUCGUGUCCUUCGGGGGUACCGCAUGCCUCCCUCGGAAGCGAUGAAAGAGAAGAAUGCUUGGUCUCAGACGUGGAUGCUUCUGCUGUAACACGGAGACCCUGGGAGAGAACCAUUAACCCUCUGGAAAGUGACUCAUCUGUUAGGGACAGUUUCUUAGCCAAAAGACACCACCAAAAGGAGCACUUUCAAGAAUGCGCUGAAAACGGUGGUCCAACGGCUGCCUCCGAGACAGGCACACGUUCCCCCUCAAAUGAAGACCCCUUACCUUUUUCUUCAGCUAUGUCAGGGGGAAAAAGUGGGAAAACAUUACAUAAAGUUAAGACUACCAGUAUGUUUUCUGUUUCUGGUGACGAAGAGAAUGUCAAGUGUCUUGAGAUAGUGUCAGUGUAUUACACUCUGCCCAGGAAACACAGCAAAAAAUUCUGUAGCCUCCUCCAGAAGUAUACGGAAAAUAUCGACUCACUUACUGAAUUGACCAAAAUGGGGACUGAAACAUCCCCUGAUGCUUUAGAAAAAGAGAAACGGAAUUAUUCUAUACAAGAGCCAUCAGGGACAUCUGCACCUGAAGAUCUACAGGUGCUGGUCAGCUCUGCUCAGGAAAACAGCAGCCGUGUUUCUCACAACACUGAAAAGGAGACUGUUCUACAGUCACCAAGUACUGGGCCCUCAGAAACGGCUUCUGUUGAGGCAGGUGUUUCUCUUCGUAAAGGAGAAUCUAAAACUGGGGAGAUUUCCCCAGAUGACUUAGCUAAAAUGCCCCUAGGUGAUUCACAGAGCAGGAAAAAGAGAGGGAAGGAGUUGCAGAGUGAAACCUUGCAUGCUUCGUCAGUGCUUCAGGAGGGAGAAGCCACACAAGACAAAUCCGAGAAUCGCCAGCCCUCCGUUGAAUCUGCUCACAGCGGUCCUUCUAGUCCUUCAGCCCGUUCAGAGGGGAACACUGGAAACCCCCAAACCAGAAGACGUUCUGGGGAGUGUGCAGGUGGUGGUAGAGCCAUCACAGCUCCUGGAAGCACAGAGUGUCUUCAGAAAGCCAUCAACGGCCUAGCGAAAGAUGACAGCUCGAAUGGAUGGCAACCUAGGAGAGCCGGAGGGGCAGAUUUCCAAAAAAAGACUGAUAAAGCACUUGCUGACUCAGAAAGCCAACUUUUUGCUCUUACUCCAGCUUUGCAUAAACUGCAUCUUGAGGAGGAGACCUGUUCGGGUGAACGAGAGUUCCACAGUUUGCAGCCUGAACCCAGAGAACCACCUCAAAGAAGUCAGGAGGUCAAGCUGACAAAGAAGGGCAAGGCGAAAGAGGAAAUGCAGAGGUUGGCAUGGGACCAGCUCUCACUUCCUGCAGGAAGCAAUAAAAAUAAAACCGGCUUGGAUGACCUAGAAAAAGGGAAAAACAGAUCUCUGGUUAAACACAGAUUGGCUGCCAUGUCCAAAGCAAGCAGAAAAUUUCCAGCUAACGAUUUAAGCCCCAGAAGACAUGUAGCUACUAUCUUCCCCCAAAAUGAGAACAGCUCUGGCUUCAGGAGUUUCUCUCUUGACACACCAGAGUGCAACCCACUGUCUCCUGCACCUACUCCAGAGUCCACUGAACCCACAGAUGAAAACAGGUUGAAUGAUGAUGGAACGGAUGGGAAGAAAUCUGAGAACCCUCUCCAGGUUACUAUAAUAUCCAACAGAGAAGCUUCUACACACCCAAACAAUCAGAAAUCUAACAGCAUUUCCCAACCUCAUCAGAAUGAGUUUAGAAAUACCUCAGAAUCACCACCAAAGUAUGAGAAUUCUAAAGAUGUAACAGUAGCUCAGAUUUUGGAAAGGGAGUCAGGAACCCUGUCCCACCCCACAUUCACCAGCCUCAGGAAAGCUGACUUCCCCGAUCAUCAGAGGAGGCUGAACCCUCAUCUUUCACUGGAGCCUGCAGAGAAAUCUGCAGCAAGCAUCCCACUGGCCAGUUGUCAGCAACAACAGAGGAGCGCUGCACCUCAGGAGUGGGAACCUGAGCCGUAUCCCUAUCGGUCAAAGAGUUUAAAAAGCAUCAACGUGCACGGCGAUCUGCUACGCAAAAGCCAUCCUCCCAAAGCCAGGGGGCGCCACUUUUCUGAAAGCACUUCUAUUGACAAUGCCCUGAGCCAACUGACCCUGGGGAAUGAGUUCGCUAACAACAGUGAGUACGGUAGGAGAUUCAAAUCUUCUUCUGAACUUUCUUCCUGUGAUGAAAAUGAAAGUUGGGCUCUGCAUAGGGACAGGACAGAAAUGGGUCCCAAGUCAGCAACGUCGAUACUCAGACCUAUCGACUAUGGGAUAUUUGGGAAAGAACAGCAGUUGGCUUUCUUGGAGAAUGUCAAGAGGUCACUCACACAAGGAAGGUUGUGGAAACCAAGUUUUCUGAAGAAUCCUGGCUUCCUGAAAGAUGAUGUAACUCACCCUCCUAACCCAUCAGAGCCGUCGAGCUCAGAUUCUCCUAGCAACCAGAUGCCAGAAGAUGGCUUAUCUCCAAAGGCACCACUGAAUAUCUAUGAAGAGGACCCUGUGGACUCAGACUGCGACACAGACACAACCACAGAUGAUGAAUACUACCUGGAUGAAAAUGACAAAGAGUCAGAACUGUGAGGCUUUUCAUAACCUUUUCUCCCAAAGCUUGUGAUGGAAAUAAAGUGUAAGUGUGUGUGUCCAUGGGAAGGACAGAUAAAAAAAAUACCUAGGGCAGAACAUGUUCUGAAGGAACCCAAAUUCCCCCCCUCCCACCUCGAGCCUCUAUAUAUACACACACACAUAUAUAUAUUUAAAUAUGUU
Miniopterus natalensis is the source of this 6056-nucleotide messenger RNA. RefSeq names its product exophilin 5 (gene EXPH5). The record is from RefSeq and is a predicted model, not a curated record. Lineage: Eukaryota; Metazoa; Chordata; Mammalia; Chiroptera; Miniopteridae. Gene Ontology annotation, biological process: positive regulation of exocytosis; positive regulation of protein secretion; multivesicular body sorting pathway. Gene Ontology annotation, cellular component: endosome.